UCGCCAUCGUCGCUGCCUCGAAGCUUCCUCAAAUCCCGACGCGACGCUGUGUUCACACCAAUCCCACACGUUUCUUUUUUCUAUCUAUCUAAUCUUGCUGCUGCAGCAGCAGGAGAUCGAUGUAAUCUGUGCGCGGCUGACCCGACGGGUUUCCCCAUCCAAUUUUUUUGUACUUUGACUUUCGCCGUGUUCACAUUUUCAUUCACACAUUCCGUCUGUCCGUCAUCUUCGCUUGCCGUAUCGUAUCUAUAGGCAUCUCUUUUUCCAUUGGAAAGUAACCCUGACCUACCUGACUGCUCUCCUCCUCUUUAUUGCGUGAUUGUUUUUAUACCAAGAGCAGACCGAGAAAUGAACGAGAGCCACAAUCAGCAGAGGAAGAGAGGGAGAAGGGAGAAAGCCAGCGAAAGCGUUGCUGCUGCUGCUGCUGGGGUUUUGGGUGCGGAUGUUGACGAGGACAAAAAACACGUCAAAACCAAAGGGUUGAACGAGAUCAUAACUUCUCUGAUUUUGCUUGAUGAUCAAGAAAAGAACGAUCUUCAAGAAUCGGACCAGGCCUGCCAAGAAGAAAGGCUUCAAUUCGAAGAAAACCACACCCAGAAAACCCGAGCCAUGAUGGAUUAUUACUCCAAACUCCAGGAUUUUCACAAAGACGCCGAGCGCGCCGAAGGCGCCAGGAAAAGAAAAGCAAAGGACAACGCUCUAGCCGCCACAAACGUCGCUGCAAUGGCCAUUGGUGCGGCGAGCGCCGACGAUUCAGUCUCCGCCGAUCGAGACUCCGCCGCCGCCGCAUCCGCCGUGAACGAGAAACCCCCGGCGGCCGGGCCUCAGCGGCGCCUCUGGGUUAAGAGCCGAUCAAAAGAUUGGUGGGAUCAAUGCAACAGUCCUGAUUUUCCCGAGGAGGAGUUUAAGAAGGCUUUCAGGAUGGGGAAGGAAACAUUCGACUUGAUUUGUAGCGAGCUAAGCUCUGUGGUGGCCAAGGAGAAUACUAUGCUGAGGGAUGCCGUCCCUGUGAGGCAGCGAGUUGCGGUCUGCAUAUGGCGGCUGGCCACCGGCGAGCCACUCAGACUGGUGUCUAAGAAGUUCGGAUUGGGAAUAUCAACGUGCCAUAAGCUUGUCCUGGAGGUGUGCUCCGCCAUUAGGAAUGUGUUGAUGCCCAAAUAUCUGAGAUGGCCCGAUGAGGAGAGCGUGAGGAGGAUAAAGGAGGAAUUCGAGUCGAUGUCGGGGAUAUCCAAUGUUGUUGGUUCCAUGUACACAACGCACAUACCCAUCAUUGCUCCUAAGAUCAGUGUCGCCGCCUAUUUCAACCGGAGGCAUACCGAGAGGAAUCAGAAGACAUCGUAUUCGAUUACUGUCCAGGGCGUUGUUGAUCCGAGGGGAGUUUUUACGGACGUCUGCAUUGGCUAUCCGGGUUCAAUGCCUGACGAUCAAGUGCUGGAGAAGUCCACACUUUUUCAGCGGGCGAACGCAGGGUUCUAUCAGGGAGCAUGGAUUGUAGGUGGCUCUAGUUACCCAUUGAUGGACUGGGUAUUGGUGCCGUAUACGCAGCAGCACUUGACAUGGACUCAGCACGCAUUCAACGAAAAGAUUGGGGAGAUUCAAAGGAUUGCUAAAGACUCGUUCGCAAGAUUGAAAGGUCGAUGGGGGUGCUUGCAGAAAAGAACUGAGGUGAAACUUCAGGACUUGCCGGUGGUGCUCGGCGCUUGCUGCGUGCUGCAUAACAUAUGCGAGCUGAGGAACGAGCGAUUGGACCCGGAGCUUGAGUUUGAGCUGAUCGAUGAUGAGAUGGUUCCAGAGAUCGGGUUGAGGUCGGGGAAUGCAAUGAAGGCUAGGGAUGCAAUUGCUCAUAAUCUCUUGCAUCAUAACCAUGCUGGCACUUCAUUCCUUUCGUAAGAUUAGUUCUUCAUCAAAUCGAUCACCAUUUCAAAUUGUUUCUGAAACAGACAGACAAACAUUCAUUUACUUCUCUAAUGUUUUCCAUGAUAAAUGCUUAUUGUAGAUUGAUUUCAUUAUACACACACAAAACAGAAAAGAUACAUACAUACAUACAUGUUUUUAGAGUUGGUUAACUUUUAUGUAGGAUGAUUGUUUUAUCGUACUAGUAUUAUAUACUUCCUAAGCAUUGUAUUAUUCAAUACCAUAAAAAUAUUUCAAAGUUUCCUCUUUU
Molecule: messenger RNA, 2164 nt
Organism: Andrographis paniculata
Lineage: Eukaryota; Viridiplantae; Streptophyta; Magnoliopsida; Lamiales; Acanthaceae
Product: protein ANTAGONIST OF LIKE HETEROCHROMATIN PROTEIN 1-like
Exons: 1
Coding region: 349-1890 (513 amino acids)
Source: RefSeq, a predicted model, not a curated record